Molecule: messenger RNA, 609 nt
Organism: Plasmodium vinckei vinckei
Lineage: Eukaryota; Apicomplexa; Aconoidasida; Haemosporida; Plasmodiidae
Product: 60S ribosomal protein L13, putative
Exons: 2
Coding region: 1-609 (202 amino acids)
Biological process (GO): negative regulation of translation; translation
Cellular component (GO): cytosolic large ribosomal subunit; ribosome
Molecular function (GO): mRNA binding; structural constituent of ribosome
Source: RefSeq, a predicted model, not a curated record
AUGUAUAAAAAGGAAUAUGUUAUUGAUUGUAAAGGGCAUAUGUUGGGAAGAUUAGCUUCCAUUAUUGCCAAGGAAUUACUAAAUGGUCAAAGGAUCGUCGCCGUUAGGUGUGAAGAUAUUGAUAUAUCAGGAAGCUUAUACAGAAACAGGCUAAAGUAUCAAGAGUUUUUAAGAUUAAGAACUAAUACAAACCCUAAAAAGGGACCUCUUCAUUUAAGGGAACCAUCAAAAAUAUUAUGGAGAUGUGUUAGAGGUAUGUUACCACACAAAACUCCAAAGGGAAAAAUUGCUUUAAGUAAAUUAAAGGUUCUUGUAGGUAUGCCAUAUCCAUAUGAUAAGAAGAAAAAGUAUGUACUUCCUGGUGCAUUAAGAGCAUUUAGAUUACAAAAGCACCGACGUUUCUGUAGAUUAGGAACCCUAAGUUCAAGAGUUGGUUGGAAUUAUGAUGAAUUAGUAAAAAAGAAGGAAAAGGUACGAAAAGAACUUAGCAAAGAAUAUUAUAAAAAAAAAGUUAGCUUAUUAAAUGAAAAGAAAAAAAUAAAAGAAGAAGCAUUAGGAUUAAUUAAACCAGAAGAACGUAAAAUUUUGGAAAAUUUUGGAUACAUAUAA